Molecule: messenger RNA, 1480 nt
Organism: Cydia amplana
Lineage: Eukaryota; Metazoa; Arthropoda; Insecta; Lepidoptera; Tortricidae
Product: UNC93-like protein
Exons: 11
Coding region: 26-1480 (484 amino acids)
Biological process (GO): regulation of potassium ion transport; regulation of muscle contraction
Cellular component (GO): plasma membrane; striated muscle dense body
Molecular function (GO): potassium channel regulator activity
Source: RefSeq, a predicted model, not a curated record
UGUUUGUUUUAUUGGUUUGGCCAUAAUGCCGACCGACGUGGUGUUCGGCGUGAACGAGAAAUGGCGCAUCAACCGCAACAUCUUCGUGCUGGGGUUCGCGUUCAUGGUGCAGUUCACCGCGUUCCAUGGCGCGGCCAACCUGCAGAGCUCGGUCAACAGCGAUGCCGGCGCUGGGGCGUUUACCCUGGCUGCUAUAUAUUUCUCGCUGAUAUUGUCGAAUAUACUGCUCCCAGCUGUGGUUAUCAGAUGGCUGGGCUGCAAAUGGGCAGUGACCCUGUCCUUCCUAGCGUACAUGCCGUUCAUAGCGGCGCAGUUCUACCCCCGUCUGUACACGCUGGUACCAGCUGGCAUGAUGGUGGGGUUCGGCGGCGGUCCACUGUGGUGCGCGAAGUGUACCUACCUGUCUGUGGUAGCUGAGCCGUAUGCCCGGCUGUCGGGAGUCCCAGCAGACGUGCUGGUGGUGCGGUUCUUCGGGCUUUUCUUCAUGUUCUACCAGAUGGCUCAGAUCUGGGGCAACCUCAUCUCUUCAGCCAUAUUGUCAUCGUCGCUUGGUGAUGUGGUUUCGUACACCAACGAAACCGUAGCGCCGACCGCAGCAGCGUUGGUCAGCAACAUUACUUCUCCCAAAGUGGACUUCGGGUCUACCUGUGGAGUCAACUUCUGUAGCGGCAGUGAGGCUCAUGAGAACGCGAACCUUCAACCUCCAUCGCCUCUAAAGAUCCAAGUGAUAUCUGGCGCGUACCUGGCGUGUAUGGCGUUCGCAGUUAUCUUAGUCGCUUUUGGCGUGGACUCUCUUAAAAGAUAUAGCACCAAAAGAUCGUGUGAAGGCAAGUCUGGACUAAAGCUUCUGGCGGUGACGCUCAAGCAACUCCGGCACCGGUACCAGUUGCUUUUACUGCCCGUCAUCGGCUACAUCGGUGCUGAGCAGGCGUUCAUGGCCGCGGACUUCACCCAGGCAUUCGUAGGCUGCGCAUACGGCAUCAACAACAUCGGCUACGUGAUCAUCUGUUUCGGCGUGUUCAAUGCGCUUGCGGCGCCCAUCGCCGGCGCAGUCGUCAAGUUGACCGGACGGUACCCUGUUAUGGUCACUGCUUUGUUGCUAAACAUCGUUCUGCUGACUGCGCUGAUUCUCUGGCGCCCGGACCCCGAGAACUGGCUGGUGUUCUACCUCCUCGCUGCUAUAUGGGGUACUGCAGACGCUGUGUGGCUUGUGCAGGUCAAUGCUCUGUCUGGAAUAUUGUUCCCUGGCAAUGAAGAAGCCGCGUAUUCCAACUUCAGGCUUUGGGAGGCCACUGGCAGUGUUCUAUCCUAUGCCACGGCGCCAUAUCUUUGCGUAAGGACGAGGCUAUACGUGCUUGUAUGCUUCCUACUCCUGGGCUUCGCGGGCUACACCACCAUCGAGCUGAUGGAGUACCGCGUCAAGCGCGCGCACCAGCUCGAGAGGAACUUCCAACUUGUCGACAAGAAGGGGGACGAUUAG